Molecule: messenger RNA, 1071 nt
Organism: Microthlaspi erraticum
Lineage: Eukaryota; Viridiplantae; Streptophyta; Magnoliopsida; Brassicales; Brassicaceae
Source: the annotation of a GenBank genome assembly
AUGUCUGUUGUCGUUCCUCAUGAGAAUCUCGCAGAAGAUUUUGAUGAUGAAUUAGAAGACAGAGAUCAGUAUUUUGUGCAGAAACUUGUUGAGGAGUUCGAAGACGAGCCAUCGAUUCUUCACAACGAAUAUCCAGAGACUGAGAGUGAUAGUGAAGAAGAAGCAGAGGAAGGCGAACCUCUUGUAGGAAGACAGCGAACCCCUCAUAUCAGGCGUGGUGAUGGACCUGAUGGCCAUUUGUACAAAGACCAGACCUUCUUCAAUGGAGUUGCUUUCAAAGAAGCUGUUCUUGACUAUGCACUAAAAAGCAAACGAAAUCUGAAGCAAUACAGGUAUGAUAAAGAUAAGAUAGGGUUUGAAUGUGUUGGUGGUGGUAGUAAAGUUAAUGGUGAAGACUGUAAGUGGCAAGUAUAUGCUUCAACACUUCCAAGUGAUCCCAUGUGGAGAGUUAGGAAGUUCAUAGAUACACAUACAUGUGUUCCUAAUGGGAAGUGUGAGAUGAUUAAGGUUCCUGUGAUUGCUAGGCUAUUUUUAGAUAAAAUCCGAGAGGAACCAAGUUACUACAUGCCAAUGAAGAUUGAAGAACAGAUUCAAAAAUGGGGUAUAAUUGUAUCUAGGCCUCAAUGUCAAGCAGCUAGGAAUAAUGCAUUGAAGUGGAUUGAUUGGGAAUAUGAUCAGCAGUUUUCCCGUCUCCGAGAUUAUGCUGCUGAGUUGCUAGAGUCAAACAAAGAUUCGACUGUGGAGGUUGACUGUUUGACAAAUGCGGAAGGUCAAGAUGUGUUUAAUAGGUUUUAUGUAUGCUUUGAUGUCAUCAGAAGAACCUGGAAAAAUACUUGUAGGCCAUUGCUAGGUCUUGAUGGCACCUUCUUCUCAGGGAAAAUUAAAGGAACUGUAUUGGUGGCUAUGGGUAGAGAUGCAGAUAAUCGGAUAUACCCUGUAGCUUGGGGUGUAGUUUCAGUGGAAAAUUUUGACAAUUGGCAAUGGUUUCUGAGGAAGUUGAAGAUCGAUUUGCAACUUAAUGAUGGUGAUCAAUACAUCAUUGUUUCUGAUCGACAAAAGGUAACUAUAUAG